Myotis davidii is the source of this 1299-nucleotide messenger RNA. It is a transcript of the gene MYOG, whose product is annotated as myogenin (myogenic factor 4). NCBI's taxonomy places the organism in Eukaryota, Metazoa, Chordata, Mammalia, Chiroptera, Vespertilionidae. The coding region runs from base 85 to 501 and encodes 138 amino acids. The transcript is spliced from 3 exons. The record is from RefSeq and is a predicted model, not a curated record.
UGCAGCAACAGCUUAGAGGGGGCUCAGGUUUCCGUGGCGUUGGCUAUAUUUAUCUCUGGUUCCAUGCCAGCGGGAAGGGUUUAAAUGGCACCCAGCAGUUGGCGUGAGGGGCUGCAGGAGCUUGGGGGCCAGUGGCAGGAACGAGCCUCUUCCGACCCCAUGGAGCUGUAUGAGACACCCCCCUACUUCUACCAGGAGCCCCACUUCUACGACGGGGAAAACUACCUGCCCGUCCACCUCCAGGGCUUCGAGCCGCCGGGCUACGAGCGGACUGAGCUCAGCCUGAGCCCUGAGCCGGUACCCAGUGAAUGCAGCUCCCACAGCGCCUCCUGCAGUCCAGAGUGGGGCAGCGCCCUGGAGUUCGGCCCCAACCCAGGGGACCAUCUGCUCCCAGCGGACCCUGCGGACGCCCACAACCUGCACUCGCUCACCUCCAUCGUGGACAGCAUCACCAUGGAGGAUGUCUCUGUGGCCUUCCCGGAGGAAACCCUGCCCAACUGAGGGGGUCUGCGGCAGGCGGCCAGGGGCCCACAGGCUGGCCACAGAUGCCGCCACUGGGGCACGGAGGCCGCCGAAGCCAGGCUGUCCUGAUGCCAGGAGGCCAGCCUGCCCCUCUCCUCGCCUGUCGAAGGUUCAGCCACCACCCAGAGAGGGAGUGGGCGCUCUCACUUGGCUGACUGCUCAGAACUCCCAGGGCCAUCCGGGUCCAGGGAGACAGAGCAGGGGACCAGAGCGCCCGCGGGUGCCUCGCUCAGGGGCAAACUCAGGAGCUUCCCUUCGCGUAUAACUCAGCCUUUGGCUCCACCCCUCCCCCCAAGGCCAGUCUGAGCGACAGUGUCCUGACCCGGACACACGUGCACCUCCGUCUGCUGCUCCUGAGGCAGCGGCUGGGCUGGGCCUGCCCUGACUCAGGAGCAGGAAGAGGUGCCCUGUCCCCAAGUCCCCGGGGGCCAAGCUUCUGCCGUGAACACUGGGAAACCCCAGGUUUUAUGUUGUUUGUUUUGUGUGUUGUUUGUGAAGCUGCCAUCUGACCAAGGUGUCCUGUGCAAAGUUGCCAGGUACGGGAUGGGGGGCGGGGCUCUUGGGGUGACUUCCUUUGAUAACUAAGCAUUGUGUGGUUUUGCUAUUGUUUUGUAAUUUUUUUUGCUAACUUAUUUGGAUUUCCUUUUUUAAAAAAUGAAUAAACACUGGUUGCUACAUGUCCGUGAUGAUGUAGACAGAGGGGUGCCUGCCGCUCCUGCGUCCUUCAGUCCAGACACGCCCAGGAUCGGGCGUGAGAUCCCAUUGCUGGUGGUCACC